Messenger RNA from Cokeromyces recurvatus, 452 nucleotides. RefSeq lists its product as uncharacterized. Bases 42 to 263 code for a protein of 73 amino acids. The record is from RefSeq and is a predicted model, not a curated record. Gene Ontology annotation, cellular component: nucleus. Gene Ontology annotation, molecular function: phosphatidate phosphatase activity. NCBI's taxonomy places the organism in Eukaryota, Fungi, Mucoromycota, Mucoromycetes, Mucorales, Mucoraceae. The transcript has a single exon. Gene Ontology annotation, biological process: fatty acid catabolic process; triglyceride biosynthetic process.
AAAAAAAAAAACAAAAAAAAAAAAAACAAAAUAUUCAAGAAAUGGAUUAUGUCGGAAAACUUGGUAAUCUCAUUAGUUCAUUAAACAAUUUUUAUAAUGAGAUAAACCCUGCUACAUUGUCUGGUGCCAUUGACAUUAUUGUUGUUGAACAAGAAGAUGGUGAACUUGCUAGUUCUCCAUUUCAUGUAAGAUUUGGUAAACUCUCUGUACUUUUACCACAAGAAAAGAAGGUAAAUUAUUCCCCUUUUGUUAAACGGACUUGAAGGCAGAAUUAAUUUUAGAGAGAAAAGGGAGAGGCGGGAAAGAAAUCAUGUCCCGAGAAUAGCUCUCCCUCUCUCUCUUUGUGUGUGUGUGUGUGUGUGCUUACCUUUUUUUUUGUCAAUGCAAAUUGUCGGAGUUAUUUACUUUUUUCUGAAAAAAAAAAAAAAUAGGUUGAAAUUACUGUUAAUGGU